This is a messenger RNA of Sabethes cyaneus, 1755 nucleotides long. RefSeq names its product glutactin-like. Lineage: Eukaryota; Metazoa; Arthropoda; Insecta; Diptera; Culicidae. The record is from RefSeq and is a predicted model, not a curated record. The transcript has 5 exons. The coding region runs from base 1 to 1755 and encodes 584 amino acids.
AUGUCGCUACCAAAGACCUUAGUCCGAAACUUCAGUCACAUUGUACGAACACCCACCCACCGAUUUUUACCAAUACUGCCACUUAACCACAAACGCCACUGUUCAGCCGAUUGCAAUCCGGAAGUGCCGGAUCCGAUCGUCCAUUUGCCAGAACUAGGAACACUAAAAGGAUCCUUCACCAAAGGUGCCUGGAGUGGCGUACCGAUCCAGCAGUUCCUGAACAUCCGCUAUGGUCAACCUGCUACGGGAAAUCGCCGGUUUAAGGCACCCAUACCGGUAGAGCCUUGGGAGGGAGUUUUGGACGUUUCAAAACGCGGCAAUGCUUCCCCGUACUACGGAGAUAUGAAAAAGAUAGGGAAGGAUUCACUGCCGGACAAUUUGGAAGACUGCAUAAACCUCUGCGUGUAUACAAAGGAUCUUUCCAGCAAGAAACCAGUGAUCGUGUUUAUACACGGUGGAGGAUUCUACAGUGGUGGUGCUGGUCAACACCCUCCGGAAUAUUUACUCGAAAAAGACAUCGUUCUCGUUGUGCCACAGUAUCGGCUAGCGGCCCUUGGUUUCCUAUCAACCAAAACCGAAAACAUACCUGGAAAUGCAGGUGUUAUGGAUGUUAUUCUAGCUUUCCGCUGGGUUCAAAAAUAUAUAUCUCAUUUCGGGGGUGAUCCUCAGCAAGUAACUGCGUUUGGUCAGUCGGCAGGUGCGGCCAUCAUUGCAGCUCUAACCUUCAGCCCGGCUGGUGAAGAGUCGUUCUUCAAUAAAAUGAUUCUAAACUCAGGCGCAGGACUGGCAAGUAGCUGGACGUUUGAUGUAAACUGUGAACGAAACGCGAAAGACAUCGCUCGUAGAGCUGGACUCGACCCGAAAGCUCCAUUAGAAGAGGUAGAAAAAUUCUUGAUAGAAUUGGAUGCCUACAAUCUGCUGAAAUACUUUUCGCAACAUAUGUGGCAAGGAACACCCAACGGAAUCAACUCAAUCGGUGGACAUCGGUUUACACUGGGUGGACCAUCAGGCAUCUUCCCGAAGACUCCCUUUGAAGUAAUGAAAAGGGGCGGAGGACGCAAAAAUUUACCAAUGUUAACCGGAGUUGUUAAACAUGAAGGUAGUUUCGGUUUGGUAGAUAUGUUCGUUAUACUGUCGCACAUGAAAGUGCUGAAGGAUAAAGACUUCAUGCGCUACGAUUUAUUAGAGCAAGUUUCGCGAACUUACGGGUCAACAGAAGAUAGCAAUACCCUAACGCCGCUGAUAGCUAGAACAAUGUUCAACGUUGAAGAUCUUGCUUCAGGUGAUAUUCUCAAACUUAUUCCAGGUCUAAUAGAUUACACUGGAGCCGCUAUCAUCAAAGCCACGGUUCUGCGGUCAGCUCAAUACAAUAGCCGCCAUAAUCCCGAUCAGACCUAUGUGUACAGCUUCGACUACCAUGGUGAACAUAGCCGCUUCGGCUUCGAUCAGGACGUCAGUCGGAUACCCUUUGAUGGUGGAGUGCAUCACACCAAUGAUCUAAUCUAUCUCUUCCCGUAUCCAAAAUCAGCGGCCAGACUGAAUAGUCAGGACACCGAGAUUGCUAAAAAGAUGGUCGAUCUUUGGACGUCGUUUGCCAUCAAUGGAGUUCCCAGCACCAAAGAUCUACCGGAGUGGCCUACAUUUAAUAAUGUAUACGGACCAUAUCUACAUAUAAACAAGCAAUUCAGUAUCGGUCAUAACUUCCUGGACGAAUUUACUGUGGCUAGCGAUGAAGCGCGUGCUGCCAAAAAGUGA